AUGAAAGGCCCUUUUGUACCUCCUGCUGUGGGCAGGGCUCGGGCUCACUGCCAGGACGGUGGCACAUGGGGCCUCCUGCCCGCUUUGGCCCCACCACGGGGCUCCAUGUCACCGCCCUUUGCCCAGCCCCGUGUUAAUGAUUCACCCACCCCAGCAGCCUCCUGGCGUGGUGGCAGUGCCAGCAGAGCCGGGGGUCCUUGGGUGGCUCAGGAGGGCGGCCUGCGCUGGCCUGCCCUGCACCCCACCCCUUUUCCCCAGCAUCCAGAUAAGAGUGGCUGCGGGCAGCACCCAUUGCCCAGCGCGGCGUGGGCAGAGAGCGGCCGGACCAUGCCUGUGGCCACCACGAACCUCCGCGCCCUGACUUCCUGGGUGGGCAUCGCCCGGCUCUCUGCCGUUGUGCUGUCCUGCCUCACCUUCAGCCUGGUGGCCUCCACUGGGCUCUUUGGGGGUCCAUACGGGACGUGGUGCAUGUUCACGUGGUGCUUCUGCUUCACCGUGACGCUGCUGGUGCUGCUUCUAGAGCUGCUGGAGCUCUACCCCCUGCUGCCUCUCUCCUGGGAUGACUUCACCUCGGCUUUCUCCAUGCUGGCAGCUCUGAUGGUCUUCACGUCCUCGGUGGUCUACCCUGCCACCUUCAUCAGCAGCCCCUGCAGCAGCAACCCGUGUGCCCGGCAGGCCGUGGCCACCACCGCCUCCUGCCUCUGCUUCCUCGCCUAUGCCAUCGAGGUGUCGCUGACCCGCGCCAAGCCAGGGGACAUCAGCAGCUUCCUCUCCACUGUGCCUGGGCUCCUCAAGGUCUUUGAAGCCUACGUGGCUUGCCUGAUCUUCUCCUUGCUGGAUGCAUACAGUGGGAAACCUGGGCUGAUGUGGUGCGUGGCUGUCUACUCCAUCUGCUUCAUUUUCACUCUCCUCAUCAUCAUCUUCACCGUCGGCCGCUGCCUCACCUACAUUCCCUGCCCGCUGGAGAAGAUGCUGGUGGGGUACAACUUCCUGGCCCUGCUGAUGUACCUCACUGCCACCAUCCUCUGGCCUCUCUACAGUUUCCAGGGACAGAGCCGCCCCAAUCCCUGCGGCCCAAACUGCUGGUGGAACAAGCAUCUGGGGGUCACCUUCCUCACCAUCUUCAACCUCAUCGCCUACUUGGUGGACCUGAUCUACUCCACCAGGAUGGUCUUUUUCAGGGCACCUCCCUAA
Molecule: messenger RNA, 1194 nt
Organism: Cinclus cinclus
Lineage: Eukaryota; Metazoa; Chordata; Aves; Passeriformes; Cinclidae
Product: myeloid-associated differentiation marker homolog
Cellular component (GO): membrane
Source: RefSeq, a predicted model, not a curated record